AUGAAUGUUUUCUACGCAUCCGUUAAAGAGGCCUCUAACGGUGCCCUCGACCUUUACGUUUACCCUGCGGCCGUCGUCUACCCAAGUUACGGGUCUGAUUUCGCCUGGUCCGCAAACCACAAAAGUGGCACUACUCUUUUAUCGGGUACUGCCUUUGACGCUGAUCUGAGAGCGUUUUUCAGCAGUGGCUUCACAUCCAGGCAACAUGAGCAUGCAAUGGCUCUUACUGGGUUAGAUCUCCUUGGCAGCGAUGGAAGCAGCGGAUUGCUAGGAUACGCCUACGUGGGAACAGUAUGUGUAAACACUCAGUACAAGUACUCCAUCAACGAGUACACCGCCUCCAACGUGGCGUGGGUGGCGUCACAUGAGCUGGGACACGCACUUGGUUCUCAACAUGACCAGUCCACCGACUGUCCGGCCGGCAGGAACGUUAUGUCAGCCUACCUGUUUUCGCCUUCCUCCACCACCGCGGACACUUACAGCAGAUUUUCGACGUGCAGCGCAAGCCAAUUUAUCACCCAUCUAAACAGUAAAACCGACUGCACCGCCCAAAAUGGCUUCACGGACGAGCAGUUCCGAGCCUCGUUUUGCAGUGGCCUGCUUGGUCAGCGAGACAACAGUCUAAACUAUCAGUGUCAGCAGCGAACUGGUUACGCCGGGAGCACUGUGUGCAGCGGAACGAUCAGCGGCGACGCGGGAUGUUACGCCUACGGUCAAGUUGCGUGUAGAGAUGCAAGCGGUGCAUGCAGCGUCAGACUCGGAUUCGUGUGGAAUGGAACCCCGUGCGGUAUUGGGCGGAUGUGCUUUAAAGGACGAUGCGUUGCUAACUUUGAUGUUUGCAACUCCGUAACAACCGCUGCUCCAACAACUGCAGCACCUACAACCGCUGCUCCAACAACCGCUGCUCCAACAACCGCCGCUCCAACAACCGCCGCUCCAACAACCGCCGCUCCAACAACCGCCGCUCCAACAACCGCCGCUCCAACAACCGCUGCUCCAACAACCGCUGUUCCAACAACCGCCGCUCCAACAACCGCCGCUCCAACAACCGCCGCUCCAACAACCGCCGCUCCAACAACCGCCGCCCAAACAACCGCUGCUCCAACAACCGCCGCUCCAACAACCGCCGCCCCAACAACCGCUGCUCCAACAACCGCCGCUCCAACAACCGCCGCUCCAACAACCGCUGGUCCAACAACCGCUGCUCCCACAACUGCUGCUCCCACAACCGCUGCUCCCACAACCGCCGCUCCAACAACCGCCGCUCCAACAACCGCUGCUCCAACAACCGCUGUUCCAACAACCGCCGCUCCAACAACCGCCGCUCCAACAACCGCCGCUCCAACAACCGCCGCUCCAACAACCGCCGCUCCAACAACCGCUGCUCCAACAACCGCCGCUCCAACAACCGCUGCUCCAACAACCGCCGCUCCAACAACCGCCGCUCCAACAACCGCCGCUCCAACAACCGCUGGUCCAACAACCGCUGCUCCCACAACUGCUGCUCCCACAACCGCUGCUCCCACAACCGCUGCUCCAACACCCACUGCUCCAUGUGAUUGUUGUCGUAGAAGGGUCGUAUAUUCGGCUGCAUGCUGCGACCGAAAUUACCGUCGAUUCAAAACGGUAUGCCCAUGCUGUCCAAACCCAAGUCCGUUUCAGUUAACUAAGAACUCAAUCAUCCCGGAUGACGAUGAGCAAAUGUCCGAAUAA
Molecule: messenger RNA, 1713 nt
Organism: Dreissena polymorpha
Lineage: Eukaryota; Metazoa; Mollusca; Bivalvia; Myida; Dreissenidae
Product: mucin-19-like
Exons: 7
Coding region: 1-1713 (570 amino acids)
Biological process (GO): proteolysis
Molecular function (GO): metalloendopeptidase activity
Source: RefSeq, a predicted model, not a curated record